Molecule: messenger RNA, 1133 nt
Organism: Telopea speciosissima
Lineage: Eukaryota; Viridiplantae; Streptophyta; Magnoliopsida; Proteales; Proteaceae
Product: ankyrin repeat-containing protein ITN1-like
Exons: 3
Source: RefSeq, a predicted model, not a curated record
GUGCCAACACAACAGUCCGCGAUAAAGCUUCAAAAUUCCAGUUUAUUCCAUUCAUAGGUAAGAACAAGGUAGACCAUGAAUCUGCUUCAAAAGCUUCAGACUUAUUGGAUCAAGUUAUUUUAACUAUUGACGACUGGAAAUCUCAAAAGUCCGCAUUGAGUGCUGCAUUGUUCAAAGCCGCGGAGGUUGGAAGUGUUGAAUUUGUUAGUAUGAUCAUAAAUUCUCUUCCUCUAGUGGUAUCUUGGUUAAAUGAUGAUUAUCAGAAUAUUUUUCAUGUUGCAAUCAUCCACCGCCAAGAAAAAAUUUUCCAACUCAUAUACAAGUUGGGUCUAGUGAAAAAUGACUUAACAGGUUCAGCAGAUAAGUCCAAUAACUGGAUGUUGCAUUUAGCUGGAAAAUUGGCACCCCCUCACCGACUUGAUUUGGUCCCUGGUGCUGCUCUGCAACUACAAAGUGAACUAAAAUGGUUUGAGGCAGUUAAAGAAAUUGUGCCAAACAUUUCUAUUGACAUAAAAAACUUGGACAAUCACACACCAUAUGAACUAUUUGCUUCAACACAUACAGAGUUGAUGAAAGGUGGGGAAGAAUGGAUGAAGAAUACAGCAGCAUCAUGUUCAAUUGUUGCGACACUUAUUGCCACAGUUGUGUUUGCAGCAGUCUUCACAGUACCGGGUGGCAAUGACCAAGUUAAGGGCUACCCUAUUUUGUUACAUCACAAUUCCAUUUUACUGUUCACAAUAUCAGAUGGAGCAGCACUUUUCUCUUCUUGCACUUCAGUGUUGAUGUUCCUAGCCAUCUUGACUUCGCGCUUUGCACCACAAGAUUAUCUCAUAUCCUUGCCAAGGAGGUUGAUUAUUGGACUAGUCCUUCUAUUUAUCUCUAUGGCAUCAAUGAUGUUUGCCUUUGGUGUUUCCAUUUAUAUCCUUCUCCAAGAACGAUAUAAUUGGUUCUAUAUCCCAAUUAUAAUUGCAGGUGGUGUUCCAAUCAUCUUAUUUUUGAGGAUGCACUAUCGCCUUUUGAUUGAUUUAUGUCAGAUAUACAUGAGGUGGAGUAGGAAACAACUUCCUAUUCUGAAGGAUUGGGUAGAGAUACAGGUAGAGUGGGUUAUCUCCAAGGAUUGGAUAGAGAUACAG